CAAAAGUCUGAAAUCUUAUCAGGGUUCAUCAUAUCAUCAUCGAUUCUUUCAGAUAUUUUAGUCGGUAAUGUUUUUUUAUAUAAAUAUAUAAUUAUAAGUUGAACCAUCACUGUCUAUAGGAUAAAGGUUUAAUCUUUAGAGGAAUUUAGGUUCAGAUCUGCACAGUUCUGUGUGGGUCUGCUUUCUUUUUGGUUGUUAUUACAUGAAGCUUAGAUCACACUUCACUUUCUUUCGCUUUUUUCCACUUUACGCUGCCUUCACGGUCUCCUUUAUCAUUUUUUUGUUGUCUAAAUUAUUUUGAGUUUCUUCUGGAAAUCAGCAAUCAUAUUUUCUACCAUUUUUUGGCUGUUCUUUGGAUCGUUAUAAAUACUUGCAUUGAUAUUGUACCCUUAUUCAGACAUUUCUACCAUUUACAAACAAUUAGGUGAGUGAUUUGGCAAAUGGCUACCAAUGGAACAAAGCCCCCUCCAGAGCCUUCACCUUUGAGAAAGGCCAAAUUUUUUCAGGCAAACAUGAGGAUUUUGGUAACUGGUGGCGCUGGCUUCAUUGGGUCUCACCUUGUUGACAAGCUUAUGCAGAAUGAGAAGAAUGAGGUUAUUGUUGUGGAUAACUAUUUCACUGGAUCAAAGGAAAACCUCAAACAGUGGAUUGGCCAUCCAAGAUUUGAGCUUAUUCGCCAUGAUGUCACAGAGACACUGUUGGUGGAGGUUGACCAAAUUUAUCAUCUUGCUUGUCCUGCUUCCCCCAUUUUCUACAAAUACAAUCCUGUUAAGACAAUUAAGACAAACGUAAUUGGGACAUUAAACAUGUUGGGACUUGCCAAGAGAGUUGGAGCAAGGAUUCUGCUGACGUCAACUUCAGAGGUUUAUGGAGAUCCUCUUGUGCACCCUCAGGACGAGAGCUAUUGGGGCAAUGUUAAUCCAAUUGGAGUUAGAAGCUGCUAUGACGAGGGGAAGAGAGUGGCCGAGACUUUGAUGUUUGAUUAUCACAGGCAACAUGGAAUAGAAAUCCGUAUUGCUAGAAUCUUCAACACUUACGGACCUAGAAUGAACAUUGAUGACGGGCGUGUUGUCAGCAACUUCAUUGCUCAAGCUAUUCGCAAUGAACCCUUAACUGUGCAGUUGCCCGGAACACAGACCCGUAGCUUCUGCUAUGUUUCUGAUAUGGUUGAUGGUCUAAUUCGACUUAUGGAGGGAGACAGUACUGGGCCAAUUAACAUUGGGAAUCCAGGUGAGUUCACAAUGAAAGAACUUGCACAGACUGUGAAGGAGAUGAUAAAUCCAGAGGUGGAAAUCAUAGAGGUAGAAAAUACUCCCGAUGAUCCUAGGCAGAGAAAGCCAGACAUCACAAAGGCAAAGGAGUUGCUAGGGUGGGAACCUGUGGUCAAAUUGCGCGAUGGUAUUCCUCUUAUGGAAGAAGAUUUCCGAACCAGGCUCGGUAUACCCAAGGACAAGAAAUCCAGUCAUUGAUGGAAGUAUUAUCUUCUUCUCCAAGACUCUUUAAGGAUGUUUUCUAUACCAUGUUUUACUAGUGGGAGUUUAUUAGUUAUACAUGACCUUGUCAAGCUAUAAAUGAAUGUGGAAAAUAUGGCACAAUAGAGUUUUUUUUGUGUGUGCAUGGUUGUGAGUUUUGGCAUGUUGAGUCUCUUUACCAUGGGAAUAAUUAAUAAAGUUCUGCUUCUCUUUCCUUCGCAAUUUGGAUUAAAGUUCAGUUCUUGCUGCCCAA
Cuscuta epithymum is the source of this 1725-nucleotide messenger RNA. The record is from the annotation of a GenBank genome assembly. Lineage: Eukaryota; Viridiplantae; Streptophyta; Magnoliopsida; Solanales; Convolvulaceae.